UCAAUUGGGGACUGAAUUAGGCGAAUCACAGGGAAAGAAUUAAGGGUAUCUUUUUGUUUCGUGGGAAAGAAUUAGGGGUAUCUUGUUGCCAUGUAAAUCAAACUUGUACUUAGUUGUAUCCUUUCUAUUCCAAACUAGAUGCCAUUUUGUUUUUUUCAUGGCCACUUUUACUUUAUAUGAAUACGGUGUGUAAAGGAGUCGGGAAAAUUAUGAAACCUAUGCACGGCAAACCUAAACAUAACCAACUAAAAUUGUGUUACUAAUUAUUACUUUUCAAAGAUAGAGAAGUUUGACUGCACACCUAAAGCAUCAUCCAUUUUGGAAUGGAGCUAGUAGUAGUAGUAACUAAAAAAGUGUUUGUGAAUACGCCGUUCUGUCUGUGUUAACAAGGAUGAUCAUUGUACCCGACGUACAGAACUAGACAGAUAUGAUGCGUUGAGCAUCAGAACUUUGGUUUUACCUCUCCUUAUUGUCCCAUUCAGAUUCGGAAAUUUCCUUGAAGCUGACAGAAACUUGCCCUACACUCCUUCAUAGAAUCAUUCCUUCAAAUGGGAAUAUGCUGUCCAGAUAAGCCAUUGUGGUUUGGAGUUAUUCUUUGUUUCCUAGUGACCUAAGAGAAAUUUAACUGCAUCUUUAAAACAAUAAUCUACCAUCAACAGAAGGCAUUGCGCAUCUGUGCACACAAUAAACCACAGAAUGAUCAUUUGGGGGAGGCUAAGUACAGGUGGAGCUAACAUGUGCAUGAAUGCUGUUAAUUAAUGCACUAAAGGAAAUAAAGGACAUCUGAGCUCAUGGAUCUGGCAACUGUACCUCGACCUGCAAGUGAGAAGGUACACCUGGCAGUGGGGGAUGAUGCUAAGCAGUGUUGGCUUACUCUCCGAUGGGCUUUGCACUUCAUCCCACCACAGAUGUUGUUAGUUCUUGUCCACAUCCACAGGCCAACUACCCCAACCGUAUUGGGAGCUUCAGUGGCAGCAAGCAAGUUGACAGAAGAUCAUGUUCGUGCGCACAGGAUAAGUGAGAAAAACGUGAUUGAGAAGAACUUAAAGGAGUGCUUGCAAAUGUAUAAGGUCCAAGCAGAUAUACUCAUAAUUGACAAAGAUGAUGUGGUCGUUGGACUUGGGGAGGUAGUCAAAGACCAGAAGGUUACCACACUCGUUAUGGGUGUUAAAAGAAGAAAACAUGGCUGGAAGAGCAAGACAGCAGAUGCUUUGGAAAAACAAGCCGACUGUUUGUGCAAUAUUCUGUAUCUUCAUGAGGGAAUUCUCGUUGCCAGCAGGCAUCAGCACACAGACAGAAAAAUUGGCAUGCCUUCUUUGGUAGGUUGCCACUUCUCAGGCAGUAAUAGUAACACCACGAAAUCCUCUUCUUUCUUCAACUCUCGAAGCACCGCCGACACCUUUGACAUGGAGCAUCUUGAUGACCCUUCCCUAGUGAUGAAUUCAACCUAUAUAUACAAUGAUUGUAGGUUCAACGCUAUAAUUGGUCUCAAGUCAUUUCACACUUUCAGGGAGCUAGUAAACCAGCAAAUUUUAGCUGAGCACUCAAGGGACUUGUACCAGGCAUUCAACAUCAAAUACUGUGACAUCUUCAGUGGGUGCCAGUUAAUUGGUGGCUUUGACUCACUCAUUGGAGUAGAUCCCCAAGAUUUAGGGGAGGCACAUUGGAAAUACAUCAAGAGCUGGCCUGCGGUGUUGGAGUAUAUUGUCAGUGUUCUCAAGACACUGCAGAUGCAACUUCUCAAGCAAAAUCAUCGCGCAUGCAAUGGAUUUACACAUCAUGAACUUUCAGAAGCAGCAAAAGAACCUAUUAGGCGUCUGUUGACUGUUGCUUCAAUUGUAUCUGACCAUGGGGUCAGGAAGUCGCCUGAGAAGCUAUUCUGUGUAUUGAACAUGUACACUGCACUCAUGGAUGCUACCCCCACUCUCAGGGAAGUCUUCUGUACAGAAUCUAUCGCUGGGGAUGUUGAGGUGGUUCAUGGAGAACUGAAGGACUCUGCAAGGGGAAUAGUUACAGAACUUAAAGGCUUGAUUCAGACUUACAACUCACCGAAAGUAGUGCAUGAUGGAGGUAUCCUGCCGAUAUCUGUGUACCUCAUGAGAUACAUCAGGCUCCUAGUGAAGCAUAAAGGUUCGCUUGAUAUGAUUGUAGGUCAUGAUCACACUGAUGGUCUACUGAAAGUUGAGGGAAUGAGCUUGACAAGUCGUCUUGUAUCUGGGCUCAUCACUGAUCUGGAAUCUGUAAUUGAUAGACAAUCCAGGCAAUUUUCUUGUAAAGGACUCCAGUACAUAUUCUUGAUGAACAACAUACAUUUCAUACUUCAAGAAGUCGAGCAAUCAGAUGUUCAUCUGACUGUAAAAGCCAGGUUUGAGAAACGCCGACCCUCCAUCAAGUGGUACAUAAAUAGUUACCUAUUUGCAUCAUGGGGACCAUUUGCAUCCACCUUGAGGGUUGCAAAAAACGCGCUUCCCAGGAAAAAGGCAAGGAUAAACUUCAAUUUCUGGUACAAAGCUCCGCCUUUGACUCCCUUGCAGAGUUUUGUCUUGUCUCUCAAUGAAGCUUGCAAUGAGCAGAUGUGCUGGAAGGUACCCAGUCCAGCUCUUCGAGAUGAGCUUCGCAAAAGGAUCCUGAAGUUUGUUACUCGAGUCUACCGUGGACAUUUGGCAAGUCAGAGACAGUCUGCAGAACAAAAUGUGAGGGAAUUUCACUUGGAGUGGAAAACCAAAAUUGAUGAAUUGUUUGAAGGAUGAAAUAGCAGUUUAAUUUCUGUCUGUGAACGGAAGUGGAUGAAGACCACAGUGCAAGUAGAGGCUUUGUAUAUUGUACCUAUGUUGCUGUCCCUUGUGUUUGCCCCUGUAAAUGAUAAGCUGAAUCAGCUUAAUAAAAGAUAUAUUUGUGCUAUGGAGGUGGUAUUUAUAUCUUAUACAUACUGAGGAUAAAUCUGUGUGACAUGAAUAAGGUUUCAGUCUUCGGACUU
Messenger RNA from Aegilops tauschii subsp. strangulata, 2977 nucleotides. Its product is annotated as exocyst complex component EXO70B2-like. The record is from RefSeq and is a predicted model, not a curated record. Gene Ontology annotation, cellular component: exocyst. Gene Ontology annotation, molecular function: phosphatidylinositol-4,5-bisphosphate binding. NCBI's taxonomy places the organism in Eukaryota, Viridiplantae, Streptophyta, Magnoliopsida, Poales, Poaceae. Gene Ontology annotation, biological process: exocytosis.